Pogona vitticeps (central bearded dragon) is the source of this 4109-nucleotide messenger RNA. RefSeq names its product cerebellar degeneration related protein 2 like (gene CDR2L). NCBI's taxonomy places the organism in Eukaryota, Metazoa, Chordata, Lepidosauria, Squamata, Agamidae. The record is from RefSeq and is a predicted model, not a curated record.
CUCUGCAGCAUUUCCCAUUGAGAGCUCUUCCAGCUUCUCUUUAAGGCUUACGGCUCUUGUUUUGGAUGGUAGCAGAGCAGAGCUCAUGCUGAGCACCGACAGGAUGGAGGAGUUUCAGAGUGAGGAAGAGGAGCCCUGGUAUGACCAGCAGGACUUAGAACAAGACUUGCACUUAGCAGCUGAACUGGGGAAGACGCUGCUGGAACGCAACAAAGAACUGGAGGAUUCUUUGCAGCAGAUGUACGCAACCAACGAGGAGCAAGUACAAGAGAUAGAGUAUUUGACAAAACAACUGGAAAUGUUACGGCACAUGAAUGAACAGCACGCCAAAGUCUAUGAGCAGCUGGAUAUGACUGCACGAGACCUAGAACUGGCGAAUCAGAAGCUUAUGCUGGAAAGCAAGGCAUCUCAGCAAAAGAUCCAAUGCCUGACAGAAACCAUUGAAGGGCUACAGAACCAGGUGGAUGAGCUACAAAAACAGGUAGAAGAGUUACAGAGCCUCGAUCAGCUUCGGGUCCGCCGGGAGAAGAGAGAGAGGCGCCGAACCAUCCAUACAUUCCCUUGUCUCAAGGAGCUGUGUUCAAGCCCCAGGUACGAAGAUGCAUUCCAGCUUCACAGCUCUUCAAUGGAGUUCAAUCAGAUGCCCUUGGAGCGUGAGAAUGAGCGACUGCAAGCCAUGGUAAAUACUCUCAGGUCACAAGUCAACCAGGAGAAGCAGCGAAAGGAAAGAGUGGAGAGAGAAUAUACAUCUGUCAUCCAGGAGUACUCAGAUCUGGAACAGCGGGUGUGUGAGAUGGAGAGCUGCAAGCUGCGCAUUAAAGAGCUGGAAGCAGAGUUACUGGAACUCCAGCAGAUGAAACAGGUUAAGAAGUAUCUUCUCAGCAGAGAGGACAACUUGUCAGAAGCACUUCUGGAACCAUUAAACAAUGCUCCGGAAGCUGACUACAUUGACCUCUCUGAGGAAGAUGGAGGCAAAAGCCAUGACUCAUCCAUGGCAGCCUCCCCUAACCAUCCUGUAAGGAAGAGUUGUAGCGACACAGCCCUCAAUGCCAUAGUGACCAAGGAUGCUGUCAGCCGCCAUGAAGGCAACUACACACUCCAUGCCAAUAACGUACGCAAAAGGGGGAUGUCCAUCCUUAGGGAAGUGGAUGAACAAUACCACGCUCUUCUGGAAAAGUAUGAGGAGCUCCUCAGCAAGUGCCGGCAGCACAAGGACAGCGUGCGCCAUGCCGGCGUCCAAACCUCUCGCCCCAUCUCUCGGGACAGCUCCUUUAGAGACUUCCGGGGAGAAGGUUAUGAGCUAGAUGAGCUCAAGACCAUGGAGAAGAGCCUUAGCAAACAUGUGGAGGCGGUGGACAAGAGGCUAGAGCAGAGCCAGCCGGAGUACAAAGCCCUCUUCAAAGAGAUCUUCUCCCGAAUCCAGAAGACAAAAGCAGACAUCAAUGCCACAAAGGUGAAAAAGAAGACCAGUAAAUGAGGCCUGUCACUUUUUGUAUUCCUUCAUCUAUGGAUUCAACAUCAAGCGCUUCUCUUUAGCCCCAGGAAACAUUCCAUGGCCUUCUGCCUCCCAGACUUGGAAGCUUCUCGCACUGAUGUUUUGCACAAAAAGGAAACCUCAUGGAUGGAGUGUUCCAAGUGUGGGAAGAGCCUAGUCCUAUAUUUUACGUCCAAACAACCAAGAGCCUUGUGGUAUCUUAAAGAGUAGCAAAAUUUUAUUAUAGCACAAGCUCACUGAUGUCCACCAAAAGCUUAUGUUACAACAUGUAUUCGUCUUGAAGGUACCACCAAACUCUUGUUGUUGUUUUCCUGCAGCAGACUAACACAGCUCAUAUCCUCCUAGAAAUUAUUGAAUUCAGCAGUCCAAGCUUGCCUGGGUGCCUGAAUGUGCUGCGAAAGCUAGAUGUUGUCACUGGUAUCCAAGAUUUUAGCAGGAAUGCCUGCACAUCACUGCAGCAGCAGUUAAAAACCGGUGUUUGAUCAAUGAGCCACGGCCUCACCUUCUCUAACAGUUGCUAUUCCUUCCUGCAAAUAGCAAAGGGGUCAACCUUUAAAUGGCCUGGAAUGUCUACAGAACGUAAGAGGAGGGAAAAUCUUUUUUUUUUCUUCCUCCUUCUUCUUUCCUUUCUUCCUUUUGUUUUUGAAAGAGGCAACUUCAGUUCAUGUAAUCUUUCUCUUUUUUUUCUCCAUAUUUCCACACACCCACCCCAAAGAACCCACACGAUGCAUCAGUGAGACUUUUAAAUGGGCUGUUCUCUUUCCUGAAGGGGAACAUGUUCCUCCUAUUUAAGCCAUUCUCUCUUAUUGGUCAGGUUUUUCAAUAUUUACAAUGCAGGUUCAUUGCAACUGGAAAAACUUGAAGAGAAAUGUUGGACUAAUUACAUCUUCAUCAAACAUACCUACUUGUUCUAGACAUAUAUCAAGAUAGAGUGCGCACAGGAUUUACACUUGCUCUAGGAUUUUAAUUGUCUAAGUUGUCAUCACUUUUAUUCAUGUAGCUUGGGCUUCUUCAUAAGCCAAACAAAAAGUGCUAUUACUGGCUUGGAAGACACCCUUGUCUUCAUAAGGGUGUUGAUUUUCUAUGCCUUGCUGUUCAAGUGAUUAUUCCUUAUUAUCUUUUCUGGCUGGCUCCUAAGACAUGAUUUGCAUGAGUGUGCAAAGAGAGAAUAGUGGUGCCUCAUGGAAGUAGGAGUAAAUCUGCAAAAACACCAAGUUCAGUUUUCCUUAGUACUAAUAUUAAUAUAUUCCACACGCUCACUUGUUAAUUAGAUUUCCAUUUGCUAAGCUGCCUUUUUCAAAGGCACUCUUUAAUUCGUGUAUACAUAUACCACAUAUUUGUACACAGAAAGUCUCUCUCCAGUCUCAGGAAUCAUCAUCAGUAUGUAUUUCAUAGAACUGCAGAACUGAGCUCCUUUAGUCACAUAUAGUUAAGCAGCAUUUACUUAUGGUCACAUGUACAUGUGAAGAUAAGCAGUAUUAUAUUUCACUAAGCUUAGGGUGCACAUAGCAGAGUUCUCACCUGUGAGGGAGCAACUGUAGCAAUGAGUUUUAACUUACCGAGCAGUAUUAUACUUGAAGAUAUUUCGGACCAGUUUUAUCUGUACCUGAAUAAAACCCAAAGUCUGUGGGGGUUCCUUUGGAAUUAUUCUAGUGUAAAUGAGAUUUCAGUCUGCCUUUUGAUUAUUGUCAGCAUACGGUCUUCAUAUUCUCUCAUUCAUAGACAUGGCUCUUUCUUUGACUGUGAGACUCAAACCACAUUGUUUGCAGUAGCUAACGCUACCAAGCCUGAGCAAGUGGCUUGAGGACCACAAAUUCUUACAGGUAGCUGUCAUCGUAGCAGUCUUUGCCAUUUUUGCCUCUUGCUUGUGCUUUUAACAUUUCAUUAACCUAGACCUGGUUUUGAACUGAAGCCAGUUUUUUUUUCUGAACUCAGUAAAUACAGGGUAAGAAGACAGUUGUAUGGGAAGUCAGUGGUUAAGGCAGAGUGAGCAUUUUCAUUCUUUUGCGCCCUGAUUUUCAUCUCGUAAUGUGUGUGCUACAUUCUUGCCAUGGGAAACUCUGUGGUUCUUGUGUUCAGCCAGUUGAAGUCACUUUUGUAAUAUGUGAAAGUACUUUUGAAUUAGCCUGCCCAGAGGCCCGUGUUCCAGAUAGAUUCUUCAUUGGUUACUUAAUGCCAAAACUUCUUUUGUACCCUUGAUGUGGCCCAAACUUCGAAGUAUUAGGAGCCAUACACAUGACUGUGGCGACCACUUUGGUAACCAUACAACAAAACCUUCAUGCCUUACAGUAAAAAAAAAUCAGUAAUCUGUAAAAAGUAACAAAGGAAGUUGGUUGUCUUGGAGCAUUUAUUUUGCUCUGCAUUUUUGUCAUCAUACCUGCUGGUGUUUGGAUUAAUUUUCCUUUACUACCUUUCUACUAAGAGACUUUGAACCAGUAUUUGUUCUGAAGGCAUCUCUUUGUUGCAUUGGUAUUUAGGGUGGGAGGGGCCAUUGCAGUCAUCUUCAGUUUUGAACACUGUUAAUGUGCAAACCAGCAUCCCAGUUUAAGUGUAGUAUACUUUAAAUUAAUAUAUUUAAAAAUGCUUUAUUCUCUUCUUAAAUAAAAAAGAAAUA